Marchantia polymorpha subsp. ruderalis is the source of this 5084-nucleotide messenger RNA. Lineage: Eukaryota; Viridiplantae; Streptophyta; Marchantiopsida; Marchantiales; Marchantiaceae. The record is from the annotation of a GenBank genome assembly.
GAGAGUGUGCUGCCUGGUCUUGGCUCUCCUGCUGCCUCCUAUCCUCCCCUCGUCUUCCUCUCUUCCGACAGAGGAAGACGAGAUCGAGCGAGCGAGCGACGAGAAAGAGAGAGUUAGGUUAUGGAGGCUGUCGAGGGAGAGUCCGAUCCACCGCAUCCCGGAGUGAAAGGCACAUCGCAUGAUUUAGGGAGAUUUGCAGUUCAUCGGGGAAGACUUGAAUCAGUCGGCGUCGAAGGCGACGAAAAUCGUAUAGAAUGGUUUGGAGAUCGAGGAACGGGCAGAGAAGCGCGCCUGAAGGCGCAGAGUUUUCCGUGCAUGGCCAUCGAUGGUGGUAAGGGCUUUGUCACCCCGUGCUCACCACGAGGUCGCACUUGCGCCGAGAGAGAAGUUUGCAGCGGCUUCUCCUUCUGAUAGGGGAGCCAGUGGUAGUACCAGGGCUGUUGCUGGUUUACCGCAGCACGGUCCCGACGGCGGCACCAUGACGGUGGUGAGCACAGCGAGCGUGUUGCUGGCCAUGCCUCGAGAGCAGCAUCCUGUACUGAAGCUGCAUGCUCUUAAAAAUCUCAAUGCCCUCGUGGAUCAUUUCUUGCCUGAAGUGUCGACAAACAUCACUUGAGAACUGGCCGAAUUGGUAGCAUCGAAGGUUUGUUUAUUACCGUGGUGAGUUGAAUGACUCUCUUAUUUCUGCGUUAGGCGCGGGACCGUUGUCUGACGUCACUGAGAGUCGGAAUAUGUGCAGAUCUUGGUUGAUACUACGCCGUCUCGGAAGGAUCUAUCAAAGUCAGCCAAGUCCUGAUUGUUUGAGUAUCUGCUAGUGCCGGAACGACAGUCGAUACUUAUCUGCGUGAUAAUCUUGUGAGUUCUCACACCCAUUCUAUCCUAAAUCGUUUAGUCAAGCGAUAUAUGCCUGUAAGUUACACCUGGUUUACUGGCCUUUAUUAGUGACUCUCUCGACUUCGAGCCUUUCGAGUUUCACAAGCUCGUGAAAUUUUACCCUGUGCUCAGGAGCUUGGGAAGAAAACAUGGAACCGAGCUUGAUGUUUCUUAAUAAUCUUACCUUUGAUUUAGAGUGGUUAAAGAAAUGAUGCAAUGUAUAGUUGUUUUGUGAAAUAGAUUCCCGUUGUUCUUCAGAGGGUUUGAUUAGAAAGUUUGUGUUAGGAGGUAGUACCAUUCUUAUUCAACCCUCCUUGACGGUCAGUAGUGAAAAGAUCACCCUCCUCUGAGAAGGAAGAUGACCUGGCUUCUGUUUACGUUCUACGUACCCUCGGUUAAGCUCUCUUAUCGGAGUUUAGGGCCAGCUAUUCCGGCGGCCACCACUUCCCCCACCCCGUCCUCCGGACGGUCCGGACGACUGUGCCCUCGCAGCGGAGUUGCGGGUUCAUCGAUUCCGGUGCGGGGGUCCGUCCGGUGCCAAGGCCCCGUCGUCCGUCCGAUGCGAGCGCCACCGCUGAUCGCAUCCCGCCUCGCGCUGCCAAUUUUUAUGAGUAUCCGUUAUUCGUCUAGCAUCCUCAGCCUAGGCCUAGCGAGGUGGUCGCCCAUUAUGGGAUGUGUAUGGGGGCCUGGGGCAUCGUAUCGCCGCGCCCCGCGGUUCUUGUACCGGACUGUGCCUGCAAGCUACCUCGUAGCGGGCGGGCGGACGGACGGUCUGGAUCUGGAUGUGACUAGCGGUGGCCCUCGCAUCGGACGGUGGUGGCGCCACCUCGUCCACAACCUCCGGACGGAGCCCGGAGUACAAACCUCCCCUCCCCCUCCAACCCACCGGACGGGCCGGGCCGGAUGGACCGACUGCCACCACUUCGAAUCCAGCGUACGGUCGGCGGAUUCUGAGCGUUCUCACCGCCCGCGACACCGGCAGACACCAUCCCAAAUCUACCGGGUUGUCUUGAUGGACGGACGGCCGCCACAUCAAACCCAGCGAACGGUCCGGAUGGAUGGGCGGACAACCAACGACGGAGUCCUCGCGGUGAUAGUAACUCCCUUCGACUUCGGAGUCUUCGCGGCGGAUAGCACUUGCAACCCAGCGUAUGGUCUGGACGGCUCAGAUAGAUUGAUGGAUGCUCGCCACCUCGAACUCAGCCAACGGUCCGGAUGGAUGUAUGGCCGCCACCUCGAACGUAGCUAACGGUCCGGAUGGAUGGAUGGUCGCCACCUCAAACUCAGCGGACAGUCCGGAUGGAUGGAUGAGCGCCAGCUCAAACUCAGCGGACGGUCGGGAUGGAUGAAUAGUCGCCACCUCGAACUCAGCGGACGGUCCAGAUGGAUGCAUGAGCGCCACCUCAAACGCAGCGGACGGUCCGGAUGGAUGUAUGAGCGCCACCUCAGACUCAGCGGACGGUCCGGAUGGAUGGAUGGUCGCCAGCUCGAACUCAGCGGACGGUCCAGAUGGAUGCAUGAGCGCCACGUCAAACGCAGCGGACGGUCCGGAUGGAUGGAUGAGCGCCACCUCAAACUGAGCGGACGGUCCGGAUGGAUGGAUGACCGCCAGCUCGAACGCAGCGGACGGUCCGGUAGAUGGAUGACUGCCAGCUCGAACGUAGCGGACGGUCCGGAUGGAUGGAUGCGCGCCACCUCAGACUCAGCGGACGGUCCGGAUGGAUGAAUAGUCGCCACCUCGAACUCAGCGGACGGUCCAGAUGGAUGCAUGAGCGCCACCUCAAACGCAGCGGACGGUCCGGAUGGAUGCAUGAGCGCCACCUCAAACUCAGCGGACGGUCCGGAUGGAUGGAUGAGCGCCAGCUCAAAUUCAGCGGACGGUCGGGAUGGAUGAAUAGUCGCCACCUCGAACUUAGCGGACGGUCCAGAUGGAUGUAUGAGCGCCACCUCAAACGCAGCGGACGGUCCGGAUGGAUGCAUGAGCACCACCUCAGACUCAGCGGACGGUCCGGAUGGAUGGAUGGUCGCCAGCUCGAACGCAGCGGACGGUCCGGAUGGAUGGAUGAGCGCCACCUCAAACUCAGCGGACGGUCUGGAUGGAUGGUCGCCAGCUCGAACGCAGCGGACGGUCCGGAUGGAUGGAUGAGCGCCACCUCAGACACAGCAGACGGUCCGGAUGGAUGGUCGCCAGCUCGAACGCAGCGGACGGUCCGGAUGGAUGGAUGAGCGCCUCCUCAGACUCAGCGGACGGUCGGAUGGAUGGAUGAUCGCCAGCUCGAACGCAGCGGACGGUCCGGAUGGACGGAUGGUCGCCACCUCAAACUGAGAGGACGGUCCAGAUGGAUGGUCGCCACCUCAAACUCAGAAGACGGUCCAGAUGGAUGGUCGCCAGCUCGAACGCAGCGGAUGGUCGGAUGGAUGGAUGAUCGCCAGCUCGAACGCAGCGGACGGUCCGGAUGGACGGAUGGUCGCCACCUCAAACUCAGAGGACGGUCCAGAUGGAUGGUCGCCACCUCAAACUCAGAGGACGGUCCAGAUGGAUGGUCGCCAGCUCGAACGGAGCGGACGGUCCGGAUGGAUGGAUGGUCGCCAGCUCGAACGCAGCGGACGGUCCGGAUGGAUGGAUGGUCGCCAGCUCGAACGCAGCGGACGGUCCGGAUGGAUGGAUGGUCGCCAGCUCGAACGUAGCGGACGGUCCGGAUGGACGGAUGGUCGCCACCUCAAACUCAGAGGACGGUCCAGAUGGAUGGUCGCCAGCUCGAACGGAGCGGACGGUCCGGAUGGAUGGAUGGUCGCCAGCUCGAACGCAGCGGACGGUCCGGAUGGAUGGAUGGUCGCCAGCUCGAACGUAGCGGACGGUCCGGAUGGACGGAUGGUCGCCACCUCAAACUCAGAGGACGGUCCAGAUGGAUGGUCGCCAACUCGAACGAAGCGGACGGUCCGGAUGGAUGGAUGGUCGCCAGCUCGAACGAAGCGGACGGUCCGGAUGGAUGGAUUAGCGCCACCUCAAACUCAGCGGACGGUCCGGAUGGAUGGAUGGUCGCCAGCUCGAACGCCGCGGACGGUCCAGAUGGAUGGAUUAGCGCCACCUCAAACUCAGCGGACGGUCCGGAUGGAUGGAUGGUCGCCAGCUCGAACGCAGCAGACGGUCCAGAUGGAUGGAUGAGCGCCACCUCAGACCCAGCGGACGGUCCGGAUGGUUGGAUGGUCGCCACCUCCAACUCAGAGGACGGUCCAGAUGGUUGGAUGAGCGCCACCUGAGACUCAGCGGACGGUCCGGAUGGAUGGAUGGUCCCCACCUCAAACUGAGAGGACGGUCCAGACGGUUAGGUGAGCGCCACCUCAAACUCAGCGGACGGUCCGGAUGGAUGGAUGAGCGCCACCUCAGACUCAGCGGACGGUCCGGAUGGAUGGUCGCCAGCUCGAACGCAGCGGACGGUCCGGAUGGAUGGAUGGUUGCCAGAUUGAACGCAGCGAACGGUCCGGAUGUUACGGACGACGGAAGCGUCGCAGCGCAGCCGACUCCCUCCGUAAACUACGGAAAAUAAAACAAUAAGUCUAAGGCUUAACGGAAUGGAGGGUAUAAAUACCUCGUUAGCAGAGCCUCUAAUGGAAUUGUGACAGUAAGGGCAGUGCAUCGAGCUCUGCCUAUGCUGUCACCAUUCCAUCCUUUUGGCCUUUCUGGCCGUAAGUUGAUACUUCCGGUAAAUUUCCGUAAACGGACAAAUCGGACGAGCCGGAUGGACGGAUUGCCAUGACGGACGGGCCGGAUGGGCGGAUCGCCACCACUUCGAACGCAGCGGACGGUAAGGACGGACGUCGGAGCGUUCCCACCGCCAUCGACACCGGGGGUCACCACCUCAAACCAACUGGACGGUCCUGAUGGACGGGUGGCCACCACCUCUCACCUACCGGAUGGUGUGGACGGUCUGGACGGACAGACUGUCACCGCCUCAGACUCACCAACAGCCCGGAUCGACGGAUGGUUACCAUCUCAAGCCCAGCGGACGGUGCGGAUGGACGGACGGUUCGUUCCGUCAUCCGUUGAACGGUGUUGUGUGGGUGGCCCGAGUGGGAAGGAUGAGCAGCAGGAGGAGAGUAAGAGGAGGGAGGGAGCGGAAAGAAGAUUUUAGGCAGGACGGGGAGAGGCAUUAUCUGUGCAACAAAUCUUUUUAUCCCACAUAACUUAUUUUUGGAUUAACGCAAAAUUU